Molecule: messenger RNA, 304 nt
Organism: Rhagoletis pomonella (apple maggot)
Lineage: Eukaryota; Metazoa; Arthropoda; Insecta; Diptera; Tephritidae
Product: farnesyl pyrophosphate synthase-like
Exons: 2
Coding region: 47-289 (80 amino acids)
Biological process (GO): trans, trans-farnesyl diphosphate biosynthetic process
Cellular component (GO): cytoplasm
Molecular function (GO): dimethylallyltranstransferase activity; (2E,6E)-farnesyl diphosphate synthase activity
Source: RefSeq, a predicted model, not a curated record
CACAGAUAUACAAGCGAAUAAGUGUUCCUGGUUGGCGGUGCGGUGUAUGGAGCGAGCAAGUCCUAAACAGAGAGCUAUCAUGGAACAGUGCUACGGUCAAUAUGAUCCCCAGAAAAUUGCGAGUGUUAAGGAAGUCUAUGCGGAAUUAAACCUACCAAACAUCUAUGCCAAAUACGAGGAAGAAACAUAUAAUAGGAUUAAUACACUUAUUCACCAAGAAUCGGACGCUUUACCGCGUGAAGCUUUAUUAGAAAUAUUGAAUACAAUUUCUGAAAGAAAUAUCAAAUAAAAAGGAAAUAAUCUG